AGAGGCAGGGAAAUGCAUGCAUGCUAGAAGAGGAAGGGUUGUAGCGGGAAACUGUAGAAUGGAGACAAGCAAAGACGUGGAUGCACUAAGCAGCAGUGGCUCUGCUGAGGUUGGCCGGGCUGCCUUCCUGCUGUAGAGUUAACCUAACAAAACUACUGCUAAGUUUGAUCAUAACAGAUCUUCAGAAAGAUGGGAUCCAACUCAUCAACGUAUCGGCCCAAGUGUGUUUAUUUGGAUAUUGAUGGAAGAAUUCAGAAGGUGGCCUUCAACAAGUACUGUAACUCAAGAGAUAUUAUGGAUUUGUUCUGCGUUGCAACUGGUUUACCAAGGAAUACAACCAUUUCACUUUUCACUGUGGAUGACUGCAUGGUGUCUAUUGAUCCAACCAUGCCAGCAAACUCGGAAAGGACUCCUUACAAAGUAAUACCAGUGGCCACAGAACAACAAACAGAAAAAGAGGAAUUGUUCCAGAAUUUGCUGUUACAAGUAGUUGAGCAGUUCUCAAGGGUAUUUAAAAUUGAUGAACUGAGAACUGAAGUAAGAAAUCAGUUGGCAAUGCUGGAGAAGAGAGUUGAAUUGGAAGGGUUGAAAGUAGCAGAGAUUGAAAAGUGCAAGAGUGACAUUAAAAAGAUGAGGGAUGAAAUGGCAGCAAGGAACAACAGGAGCAACUGUCCCUGUAAAUACAGCUUUCUGGAUGAGAACAAGAAGCUGAUGCCUCGAAGAGAUGUGCCAUCCUAUCCCAAGUAUAUGCUUUCUCAGGAGACAAUAGAAGCUCUUAGGAAGCCAACCUUUGAUGUCUGGCUGUGGGAGCCAAAUGAGAUGCUGAGUUGCUUAGAACACAUGUAUCAUGAUUUAGGAUUAGUGAAAGACUUCAACAUCAACCCUAUCACACUGAAAAGAUGGCUGCUGUGCAUUCACGACAAUUACAGAAACAAUCCAUUCCAUAAUUUUCGACAUUGCUUCUGUGUUACCCAGAUGAUGUACAGCAUGAUCUCACUCUGCAGUCUUCAGGUAAAGCUUUCCCAAAUGGAUAUUUUAGUGCUAAUGACUGCAUCAGUGUGUCAUGAUCUGGAUCACCCAGGAUAUAACAACACGUAUCAGAUCAAUGCACGUACAGAGCUUGCUGUGCGCUACAAUGACAUUUCCCCGCUAGAGAACCAUCAUUGUGCAGUGGCUUUCCAGAUCCUUGCCCAACCAGAGUGCAACAUUUUCUCCAAUGUUGAUAAAGAACAAUUCAAACGGAUAAGGCAGGGGAUAAUUACAUUAAUCCUGGCAACAGACAUGGCAAGGCAUGCUGAAAUCUUGGACUCUUUCAAAGAAAUAUUGGACAGCUUUGACUAUGCAAAUGAGGAACAUGUGACCCGGUUGAAGAUGGUACUGAUCAAAUGCUGUGAUAUCUCCAAUGAAGUUCGCCCACUGGAAGUGGCAGAGCCAUGGGUAGAUUGUUUACUAGAGGAAUAUUUUAUGCAGAGUGAUCGGGAAAAGUCUGAAGGCCUUCCAGUGGCACCUUUUAUGGACCGAGACAAAGUGACCAAACCUACAGCACAAAUCGGCUUCCUGAAAUUUGUUCUUAUUCCCAUGUUUCAGAUUGUAACAAAGCUUUUUCCAGAAGUUGAAGAAGUCAUGCUCCAACCGCUUUGGGAAUCCAGGGACCGCUAUGAGGAGCUGAAGCAAAUAGAGGAUGCUAUGAUAAAAGAGUUACAGAAGAAGAAGAAUGAAAGUUUAACAAAUGGAAAUAAGGAGAAGUGAACAGAAAAUACAAGACACAUCAAGCAUUACAACAGACACAAAGAUACUUUUGAGAUUUGCCAAAUCUGGUGGGAUUGCACAGCACUGACAAAAGAUGAGGCUGAACAGCUGACACCAUGACAAGCGCUUUUCAGAUUCCUUGUCUAAAGACUGGUGUUUACUUCUGGACUGAAAUGACAAGGAACCACUACUGUUGUACUAUAUUUUAUUUUUAUUUUUAAAGUUAUCUUCUAAAUAAUAUAUUCUUAUACCAAAAAAUGGCUGCUGUAAUUAUUCUCUUUUGUAGAUUUUUAUAUGUGGAGGUGUGUUUUUUUAACUGUUUCCUGUCACCCUAUGGAGACCUCUGGGGGGAAAUUUGUACUUUUUAAGCAAGUUGUUGUCGAAAUAUUUGUAUGUAGUGUGAGUUACCAUCAAAGUAACAACAAUUGAUUUUCAUUAGUCCUAUUCAGAUUUUUUAUGUCUGAAAUGAAUCUGUGUAGGUCUAAAUAGGUAAUAUGGAUGUGGCCCAACUCCAUACCUCCCUACCCCACUUGGAAGUCAGCACAAACACCUCGUAAAGAAUCUGCAAGCAAGUUCCCCGAAUGCACGUACUGUACAGUAAUUCCAUAACCACAUGACCUAAGAAGGCAGGGCUUCCCAUCACACGAUCAGGAUUAUGGCCUCCUUUGCAGAUUCAUGUGCUAAAACCUGCAAAGGGGUGAGAGAUUCCCAAACAGGGUAGGGAUGUAAAGGCAAGGCUUACAUGUGCAAACCAAUCCCCACAUCGACUUCACCCUGCACUAAUUCAAGUAUAAUACAUAUGCCUACAUAUUUAGGAGCCACAUUGCGCUCUCAUUUAUGCCUUCUGUCAUCUUACUGAGGCAUUUGAUAAAAGCUAGGAGCAGGCUAUCUAACAAGGAAAGUAAUUUUAUGUUUUCCAGUCAGCAACUCUUUGCCAAUGAAAUACUGUUGAAAAAGCAGUAGGAAGUGACUGACCAAACCAUCAAGUUCACCCCACACUGUCAUCCUGCUGCCCGUCUCAUCUCCAUAGAUGUUACUCUUCUACCCACUUAUGUGGAGAUAACAGAUGUUUCUUCAAAGCCUUUGAAACUUCGGAGUUCCUAGACACCUUCCCCUUAAAUGAUGAGUGAAUUUUCAAACCAAGUAUAGUCUGAACAAACAUGAAGGAAUUUUGCUUUCACAAUUAAGUCAGUCUAGACAGACAUGCCACAGAAGCUAAUAACAUCUUUGGCCAGCCACAGCAGGCACUACUGAGCUGAAUAAACUUAGUAUGGAAGUGGUUUUCAUAAGUUCAGUACGUUGUUCUGUAUAGCUUUGUAUGUUCACAGUGGUAACUUAGACAAAAUCUAUAACUGUCCUUUAGCAUUUAUGGUAAUUGGCAAGGACCGUAUCAAGGAAUGAACAUUUGGAACAAGGCAGCCAGUUGAAAUCACAUGUGCCUUUGUUCCUAAGAUGCGGACAGAAAACUCAGGCAUAGAGAUAUUGGUUAGGAUUUGGGAUUUACAUGGCCAGGUUUUGGCCCAUAGAGGGAUUGUUGCACACAAAAUAGAUAUGAAAAUGCCCAUUUCUUAAUUUUCACCUUUGUACAUACAGUAAUUCUUAGUAGAAUUUUUCUCCUUGUACAUAAUUCUUAAGGAUAAUAUGUCACCACUCAAGGAUAAUUCAACAGCCAUAUGCACUGGUGCAACUGUUGGCCUUCUGCAACAUCCAGUUAAAUUUGCAGAUGGAUGUAGGAUGACCUAGAUGAGACCUAGGAUGUGAUAUGGAGUUGGGGGAAGACAGAGGUGGUAUCUAGUUGGCUUCAGGAGUGUGGGGGGAGAUGGUUGCACAGGGCUUUUGUAUGUACACAGAAGCUCUAUUGGCAGCAAGGUAAUUGAAUAGAGGGAAAUAAAGUGUCUGAGGAAAAGAAUGUUCUGGGAGAUGCAGUUGUAAAACUGCAGUGAAGGGUGCUGUAAUUAGACUCUGGCUAUGGCUUAGCAGAUGAGUCAGGGCAGGCUAAGAGAAUGAAGGACGCAUCCAUGGAAAAAAAAAGCUGGUUGACAACAUAGAAUUCCUGACAUAGAAUUCCAAGAUAAUUGUGGACAUUGGUCUUAGGUGUUUGUUAAGCAUUUGUUAAAAGGUAUUAAUCCAGUUAUCACCCAACUAGAGUAGAUCGAUUGAAUGAAUGGGACUUGAUCUGUCAUAAGAUAUGUAAGGCUGUGGUCUCACUGACAAUAUGAACUGUAUUUAUCAAUUUAGAUUUUUAUUGUUCACAUGACACAAGGGAGACAUUGAUUUAUAUGGGCUGCAAAGUGAAUUUUUUUCAUCUGGCCAGCAGGGACUUUUACCUUGCUUCUAAAGUCCAUUCAGUUCAAUGCAGUUUUAUGGAUGUGAACACUUCUGUUGUUUUAAUUUGUGCCUUAGUAGAUUUGGGUGGCAUGGACAGCACUGUUUUUUCUUUUUAAAUAUUUUAAAAUUCUUUCUUAAAAUAUUUAUUACUGCAUCCCUUCAGCAAUAUUUUUGGCAUUACAACCACAUACCCUAUUCUCUCCAUUUGACCAAUAAUGGAGCCAGCGGAGCAGCAGAAAACCAGUGGGUGCAAAAUGGGUGCACCUGGACAUGGAGGACGCACCAGGAGCAUGGCCCACAGAGGAAACCUCCCCCCUUCUCAUUUUUUAUUAUUAAUUGGCUGGGGUCACCUCUCCAGUGUUUCCCUUGUGGUUUCUAGUGCCUAUUAUGAUACCAGGUAGCAUCUCCCAGACACUAAAUUUAUCACUUACAAUUUAAAAAAAUCAAAACCUUUAAGAACAGCACGCUCCUAAAAAAAAAAAAA
Messenger RNA from Pogona vitticeps (central bearded dragon), 4561 nucleotides. It is a transcript of the gene PDE9A, whose product is annotated as phosphodiesterase 9A. Gene Ontology annotation, molecular function: 3',5'-cyclic-nucleotide phosphodiesterase activity. The record is from RefSeq and is a predicted model, not a curated record. Lineage: Eukaryota; Metazoa; Chordata; Lepidosauria; Squamata; Agamidae. Gene Ontology annotation, biological process: signal transduction.